UGUGUCUUUCUCCAAGCCUAAAAGCAUCGAUCCCAUUCUCCAAAAACCCACGAGCGCACCUGUAAGCCCCUCCUGUGUCCUCGCCCACCCAAUUCUCUCUCAAAAAUCGAAGCUUUGAUAGCUUGAAAAAGAUUACGGGGACGAUCUAAAAAGCAGAUUUUGACUAGUGGAAUCGAGAGAUAUGGAUGGAUUCCAUGGAAAUCAUCAUUUUCCUUCCACAUUCCAAAGAGAUUAGACCCCCUCCUACUAAUUCUUAAUAAGUAUAAUCUCGGGGAGAGUGUGGAAAAGAACUGAGCUUUAGGGUUUGAAUUUCUAUAAGAAUUACGGGGUAAAUUAGAAGCAAGAAGGGAAAGAGAAUUAUCGAUGCGGAGCAGGUGAAGAAAGUUAGCUCCUUUACUUAAUUUCUUUCUUGUUUUUGCACUCAGUCACACUGGUCCCAGAACUCCACAUCGGUCUAUUCAAACUUAACUCGAGAGCUGGGAAUCAUAAAGACCAAGAAGGAGAUACCUGCCUCUACUUUUCUUUUGCUCUGUUUUCUUCUUGGAAACAGAGAAACAAGCGGAGGAGGAGAGAGAAGAAGGAGAAGAGGGUAAUGAAUUGAAAAUAUGAAGAAUGUUUUCAGUGGAAUUGGUGCAGAAUGGUAGAUUCCCAACCAACUUUUCCCUCUGAAGGAAACAGCCAUCAUUGUUCACAGGCUUUCCUUUUCAGAAUAUAGGAAGCUGGACUCUUCUUCUUAUACCUCCCUCUUCCUAUUCCCCUUUCUACUACCACCAUCACCUUCUGCUCUGCAAAAUCACACUUUGAAAAUGAAGCCAGGUUCGAGCUCAGCAAAUAACUUUUAUUCUUAUCUUGCUCACGGCAUCGAUGAUCUGGAGCGAAGCUUUGCUUCGACGGAGUUCAUGUCUCUUCAAUUCAUUCAAAGUACCGUUUCUCUUCUCCGCUCUUUCCAUUGCCAGCUCAUUAAUAUGGUGAAAAAGCUUCAUCUUCCGGUGGGAGAGAAGUGGCUCGAUGAGUAUAUGGACGAAAGCUCUCGCCUUUGGGAAGCUUGUCAAGUGCUCAAGAUCAGAAUCACUGCCAUGGAGAGUUACGCCACUACUGGAGCUAACAUAGUUUCCUCCGUUGACAGCCGGGUUGCAAACCAGGUAAAACGAGCUGUUUUUGUUUGCCGGAGGGAGGCGGCGGGGCUGGAGGUCGAGAACAGAGUUCUGGUGGAGACAAGGACCGAGCAGAUUUCGCUGAGACUGGAUUCGAGAUUGGAGAUGGAAUCGAAGCUUAAUGGAUUUAAUGGAUUCAGGGGAGUGCUCUACGCCAUGAGAAGUGUAAGCUCAUUCUUACUGAUUAUCUUGCUCUGGGGAUUGGUGUCUUGGUGGCCGGAACCCAGCGCAAGCACCAUAGGUGUCAACGAGGUGGCGGUCAGGGAAGGUUCUCUCCUCCAUGGUUCUGGAUUCAUGGCUUCGAUGAGGACGCUGCAUCAGAGCGUGGUGGGGCAAGUAGAGAGAAUGGAAGGGAGGCCCAUGAUUCUUAUGCAUGAGUUCAGGAAGGUGAAGACGGCAUUGGAGGAGCUAAGGGAGGAGGCGGAGAGGAAUGUAGGAGGAGGAGGAGGAAGUGAGAAUGAGGAAGUGAGAGAGAAGUUGGAGAGUUUGAAGGGAUUGUUUGGGCUGUUGAGGUCGGGAGCAGAGAGUGUGGCUGCGCAGUUGGAUGAUUUCUUUGAUGAGAUUAUGGAAGGGAGGAAGAAGCUUUUGGAUAUAUGCAGUCAUAGGUAGGCAGAAGAACGAGGAGGGGGAGAAUGAGAGGAAGGGUGGCAGUUAUUAGCAGUUAUAAAAAGGUAUGGGGAAAAGGAGGGACCUUUGAGAAGGAUGAGAAUUGGUUUUUCUUAUUUCAAUGUUUUUUUCUCAUCCAGUUUUCCAACGGUCAAAAAAUCAAUCAAUAAUAUAAGUGACCAAAGUUUAUAAUGUACUAAGUUGUGUUUAUUUUAGUAUUUUUAUGAAUUGAUUA
Messenger RNA from Dendrobium catenatum, 1995 nucleotides. RefSeq lists its product as uncharacterized. NCBI's taxonomy places the organism in Eukaryota, Viridiplantae, Streptophyta, Magnoliopsida, Asparagales, Orchidaceae. The transcript has 2 exons. Bases 807 to 1763 code for a protein of 318 amino acids. The record is from RefSeq and is a predicted model, not a curated record.